Messenger RNA from Zalophus californianus (California sea lion), 1171 nucleotides. RefSeq names its product protein ARMCX6-like. Lineage: Eukaryota; Metazoa; Chordata; Mammalia; Carnivora; Otariidae. Gene Ontology annotation, cellular component: mitochondrion. The transcript has 2 exons. The record is from RefSeq and is a predicted model, not a curated record. The coding region runs from base 1 to 564 and encodes 187 amino acids.
AUGAGCAGUAUUACAACUUUCAGGUGUGUACUUGACCUCUCUAAGUGUCCUUUCAUUCAGGGAAAAAUGGGGUUUGCUCAGCCCAAGGAUGCUGGUUUUUCAUUUAGCCAUGGUAUCAAUCGUCAUUCGACCAGCCUCUGCGUUGUUGGAAGCACAAUCCCCACUCCCGACCCCGCUAUUAAGGAGAAGGCUUUCUGUGCUCUGGAUAACUUAAAUGCAAGGGUUGAAAACCAGGGCCAGAUUAAGAUGUCCAUCAGUGGAGUGUGUCGGGAGACUGUGUCACAUUGCUGCAACUCAUUUCUGCAGCGGGCCGGAUUGAAUUUGUUAAUAAGCAUGACAGUUAUUAAUCACAUGCUUGCCGAGUCCGUUUCAGACUUGAAGUUCCCUUUGAUAUCCGAGGGAAGUGGAUGUGCCAAGGUUCAGGUCUUGAAACUGUCGAUGGGUUUGUCUGAAAAGCCAGUCUUGGCAGGGGAAUCGCUGGGUGCCCAAACGCUGCUCUCAUUCGUGUCCCUCUUGAUCAGGAACGGAAACACACAGGCUCUCCCCGACACCCUGGCCUCUUAGAUGGCCGCCUCGAGCGGAGCGGAACGGAACGGGACGGAAUCCACCCAAAAGCCUGCUGGUGAACACACCCUCGUGUUCUCAUUCAAAGAGUCUGCAGUGGGUGCUGUUGGAGAUCCAGCCUUAGCCAGUCACCGCAUCACGGGGUGCAAGUUACACUUGCUACGUGGAGGACCACACUCUUCUGGGCCAGGCAGGGGUCCCCCCAGAGCUCGGAGUAACUUCUUGGUUUUGCAGUCUGCAGGCCGUGUGCGCUGUCGGUUACUCCCUUGCGGCCUUCCUCCUGCGGCAAAGGGAUCCUUUCAGCCGCCAGCCGUGGCUACGGAACAUCCUCUAAGAGCAUGGCGAGGGAGGCCUUGCCCGUGGCGGUCUCCCUGUCCAAGCUGGGCCGCUUUGUGGAGACCAGGCACGUGUCGGGGCUCGUGCUGGAAACGCAUCUGUUGCCGCUUAGGUCGAAUUCUUUCCCAUUUACUCCUUCUUCUAUGCGAGCUGAUGGAUGGAGAACCUGUGCGUCCACGAAGGACACGCCCCUUGUCUGUGCUGUACUGACUUAACCUCAUCCACCCAGGCCUACGUUUGUAUGUAUCAUCAAUAAAGUUGUGCGCUUUGA